Messenger RNA from Pygocentrus nattereri (red-bellied piranha), 5943 nucleotides. It is a transcript of the gene lpin1a, whose product is annotated as lipin 1. The coding region runs from base 117 to 3005 and encodes 962 amino acids. The transcript is spliced from 22 exons. Gene Ontology annotation, cellular component: nucleus; mitochondrial outer membrane. Lineage: Eukaryota; Metazoa; Chordata; Actinopteri; Characiformes; Serrasalmidae. The record is from RefSeq and is a predicted model, not a curated record. Gene Ontology annotation, biological process: positive regulation of transcription by RNA polymerase II; cellular response to insulin stimulus; triglyceride biosynthetic process. Gene Ontology annotation, molecular function: phosphatidate phosphatase activity; transcription coactivator activity.
GCCUUCAAAGUCAGAGUCGUACAUGUACUUGUUAGGAAGAUUUGUGUUGGCCUCAACUAAAAGAACAAAGCUGGAUUACACGGAGGAGCUGGGAGCUCCAAACAGACGAUGGAAUCAUGCAAUCAGAGGAGGAUCCAGAAGAACAUGCUGAUGAACUCAAUGCCAGUGAGACGAAUGAGACAAGCUGGACAUGGAGUCAGACCAUGAACUACGUGGGGCAGCUGGCGGGUCAGGUGUUCGUGCAGGUGAAGGAGCUGUAUAGAGGCCUGAACCCUGCCACCCUGUCAGGCUGUAUCGAUGUCAUUGUGGUGCGUCAACCUGACGGUUCCCUGCAGUGUUCACCCUUCCAUGUCCGCUUUGGCAAGAUGGGGGUCCUGCGCUCCCGGGAGAAAGUGGUUGACAUAGAGAUUAACGGGGAGCCCGUCAGCCUGCACAUGAAACUGGGAGAGAACGGCGAAGCCUUCUUUGUGACGGAGACUGAGAGCGAUAUGGAGAUGUUGCCGCCUUACCUGGCAACAUCCCCCAUAAUGACUGAUGGCUCAGCUUUGAUGGAAUCCCAGGUAGGAAAAGGAGUGUCUCGUCUGUCCGAGGCUGUAAGUGGGACCUCCAUCCACUCCCUGGGCCCCUUGCAGACCUCUGGAGACAACAGUGUAACAAAGAAGCGGAGGAAGAGGAGAAGAAAGUCCAAACUGGACAGUGUGAAGCGAGAGGACAAUGGGGAGUCGUCAGAUGAGGAUGAGGACAUGUUCCCUAUCGAUAUGAGUUCUGAUGAAGAUGCAGAAACCACAGCUAGCAGAACUAUAUCACAUGACCCUGACACUAAGCAGGCCAGUGGUGGUCAAUGCACAGUAUACUCACAGUGUGAUGAAGACUGGACACACAUGCAAAGCACAAGGAUGGAGCAGACACAUACUCUGCCCAUACCAGCUAAUGAAGGGCUGUCCAUCUCUUGCCCCCAACAAACGUCAGCAUUUCCAUCCACGAUGAGCCCAGGAAAUGGCUCCUUACCUUCUUCCCCCAAGAGUGACUCAGAACUGCUAUUCAAACAGAUGGCCAGGGGGAAGCCAGAGAACCCUGAGAUGCUAUGGGCCUGGGGAGAGCUUCCUCAUGCUGCCAAGCCUUUGAUAAAGCAGCCUGUGACUGAGCCCCUGGUUGUGACUCCAAUGUCAAUCCCCAUGUCAGAAAGCACACACUUCCGGGCCAUCACUGGAGAUGGGAUGGUGGAGCCCCUGAAUGAAAGUCCUUCAGCACUCAGCCUGAAUGUGCCUGACCUCAGGGCUGGAGAGGCAGCAGCGGCCCCAGUGCCUUCUCCUUACGAGGAGGUGGAGGUCAUUGGUGCAGCUGCUCGCCUCAUCAGUGACCCGGAAGAUGAACCACACAGCCCUGGGAUUCAGACCCUCAGCAAAACUGACUCUCCAUCAAAGAGAAAAGAUAAGAGAAGUCGUCACCUUGGAUCAGACGGGGUUUAUCUGGAUGAUCUUACAGAGCUGGAGCCAGAAGUAGCAGCUCUCUACUUUCCCAAGAGUGAUGGUGCGAAUGCAUUUAGAGGAUUAGCAGAGUUUAGGAGUGCCAAUCAGUCACCUCAGUCAGUGGGCAGCAGCGGCAUGGACAGUGGCGUGGACAGCUUUUCUGACCAAUUAGGAGACCUGCCUAAUAUUGCCAUUUCUCUGUGUGGAGGUCUAACAGAGAACCAGGAGAUAACUAGAGAGGAAUUUCAGGAGAGAGCGAUUUCUUAUCAGGAGUUUGCUGAUAAUCCAUCCAUUAUAGAUGACCCUAACCUUGUUGUAAAGAUUGGAACAAAGUAUUACAAUUGGAGUACAGCUGCUCCUCUCUUGCUGGCUAUGCAGGUGUUCCAGAAACCCCUGCCAAAGUACUCUUGCCUGAGUUACGUUUACUCUGCUUUCGGAUUCUUCACUUACUGUUUUCCUAGCGUGUUUGGUUCCAGUCCUGCUGCGGUGGAGGACAUCAUGAAGGAGAAGAUGCCCAAGAAAGGAGGACGCUGGUGGUUCUCAUGGCGUGGGAGGAACAGCAGCUCCAAAUCGGAAUCUGCAGCAGAUCAAGUGGAGAGUGGAGAGCAAGCGAUGAUAACAAGCAGCAGGUUAAAGGAUGAAUCCUCCUCGAGCGAUGAAGACAGCAGAGCUACUAACCAGAAAACAACAUGCAGCCAGCAGGAGCCUCUCCUCAGUCCCAGUAACGUCUGCUACAGGAAGACCCUGCGCUUGUCCUCGGAGCAGCUCGCCAGUCUGCACUUAAAAGAGGGCCCCAAUGAGGUGGUCUUUAGUGUUACCACUCAAUACCAGGGUACCUGUCGCUGUGAAGGAACCAUAUAUUUGUGGAACUGGGAUGAUAAAAUUGUGAUUUCAGAUAUAGACGGAACCAUCACCAGAUCAGACACCCUUGGACACAUUCUACCAACACUGGGCAAAGACUGGACCCAUCAGGGCAUUGCCCGCCUCUACCACAAAGUCAGCCAGAACGGAUAUAAGUUCAUGUAUUGCUCUGCGCGGGCGAUCGGUAUGGCUGGCAUGACGAGAGGUUACCUGCACUGGGUAAACGAGAGAGGCACCAUGCUGCCUCAGGGUCCUGUUCUCCUCAGUCCCAGCAGCCUGUUCUCCGCCCUACACAGGGAGGUCAUUGAGAAAAAGCCAGAGAAGUUCAAAACUGAGUGUCUGACAGACAUUAAGAACCUUUUCUAUCCAAACACAGAGCCUUUCUAUGCUGCCUUUGGAAACAGAGCUACUGAUGUGUAUUCAUAUAAGGAGGUGGGAGUGCCCCUGAACCGCAUCUUCACUGUAAACCCUAAAGGAGAGCUCAUCCAAGAACAUGCAAAGACCAACAUAUCCUCGUACGGCCGUCUGUGUGAGGUGGUUGAUCAUGUCUUCCCUCUGCUGAUCAGAGGCAAUACGUCUGACUUCCCCUGCUCAGACACCUACAGCCAGUUCACCUACUGGAGAGAGCAGCUGCCAGAGCUGGACAGGCCAGAUCAGACUGUGGAGACCAGCUAAGGGAAUCGGCACACAGCAUGCUCAGUUUCCCUGUCUGAACAACAACACAUCUCUGCCAUGACAAGGCCACGCCAGACUUCCUGGCUGCUUGAUCUGCUGUAGAUCUAGAACUUUGUGUUAUUACUGUGAAAUGAAGCGUCUAGAAGCAGCAACAGCUGAGCAACAAAAUGGUAGACAAUGCAAAUCCUCACAGAUUAGAGGUGCUGAGCACUGAAGCACGCUAAAAAUCACCUAUCCUCACCACAGAGGUUUAAACUGUCCCUGGACGCAUCAGCAAGAGAGCAACUGUGUGUUACAAGCUUCAGGAAAUGGGUGUAUAAGGCUGAGAACCUGCACACGAGCCUGAGAGCACUACAUGUAAUGCCAGGCGUUACCUGGAGUUGUGUAAAGCGCCGUCACUGGACUCUGGGGCAGUGGAAACGUGUUCUCUUAAGUAAUAAAUCGUGCUUCACUAUCUGGCCGUCAGGUUUGGUGAGCACCAUGUCCCAGAAUGCUAAAUGACAACUGUAAUUUUUGUUGAAGGAGUGAUAAUCUGGGACUGGUUUUCAGGGUUUGGACCCCUCAGUUCCAGCGAAGGGUGAUUUUAAUGCUACAGCACAAAGACGUUUUAGACAAUUACAUACUAAACAGUUUGGGGAAGAACCUUUCCUGUUCCUGCAUGUGCAUAGUGAAUGUGCCCUGACCUUCUCAUCCAACAUCAGCGUCUGACCUCAGACACACCCCGAAAUCUUGGGGAAGAACUUCCCAGAACAGCGGAGGCUGAUGUAGGGAGACCAACUCCGUAUUAAUGCUCAUGGUUUUAGAAUGCCUUAUAUGAGUAUCAUGGUAAGGUGUCCACAUAUUUUUGGCCAUGCAGUGUGGUCACCAUGGCAAUCAUAUUUGUUCUUAAACCAACACUAAAACUACAGAGUACAUAUAAGAAAAUGAUUAUUUGAAAAAAAAGACUCAUUAAUCUGAAAAAUGCGUUUUAAAGAUAUUACUGUCAAACAGUGCAGAGAAACACAAGGUGUGACGGCAGCAGCCGUCAGUCUCUCAGGACUAAAAGGAUUUACAUACUCUAAGUAUGUUAUUCAGUCAAAUCACAACAGCUCAUUUCUUUAUGCAGCUCUUUUGCACCCGCUCGGUUACAAACAUGAGGAAAGACGUAAUCUUAGCAACUUUUUGCUGGAUUUAGAGCAAAAUACCUUUCAGAAGUAUUUCUUUUUAAGCUACAUUCAUUCGUACGUUCAUUCCUUUAUAUUUGUUGUUUUUUCCUAAGAUUGUACAAAUGAUUAGUCAGCAAACUCAGUAGAUCUUUAGACCUGUGAUAGGAGGAACUCAGGGUCUCCAAGCUUCCCUAAGUUAAUGCUUCUCAGUACAGAUAAUUCAGGCUAACAGAAAUAAAGGUAGUUUAUUUUUUUAAAUAACAGUUUUAAAAGCUGAUGUCUAUUACUAAAACAUAUAUAAUAGAUUAAGAUGAAAAAGAUGAGCUAAAUCAUCAGAGAUUUAUUUUUGAGAAGUCUGCAUGUUGUAUGGCUCAGAAACGUCCAGUGUGCAGAAUGUGAUUUAUUUUUCUGAUAAAUGUUAAAAGCUGAUGUAUUUAUUGUUGAAUGUACAAAUAGAGGGUGUGAAUGGUUUACAGGGUUGCCAGAUUGCUUUAAUGGUUACCAGCCAAAAAAUGCAUUAAACUUCGUAUUGGAAACUGUUAAAGGUCAGCAUUUCAAUCCAUAUAUUAACUAAUGAUGAUGUCAUAUUAACUGAUGAUGUUUUGCCUGUCUUUAGAAAACACACACAAUUCUGAUUAUAUCAGAAAAGUAAAUAAAUAAUAAAUUGAAAGAAGCAUGAAAGAAAAAUGAAAGCCGGACUAUCAGUAAAGCUGAGUGAACUGGGUAAUUACAGGCAACUUCCUCCGCUCAACAGGAGUGAAUAAAAAUAAUGAUGUCACUCAAAAUUUAGAAAACGAUAAAGGUCUACUCACAUUUCAGCCGUAUUGCUCAAUAACGCAAUUUAUUAACGUUCUAUAUCUUUUACAACCUGACCAUAUCAAACCAGCCCAAUCUGACCAAAAUCCACAGCUUUUGGCAGGAAUCCGCGUUAUCUGGCAACACUGGAAAUGUUUUAUUGACAGGCUGCUCUAAACUACAGCAUCACUGCUGUCAGAAGAAAAUCUCAACAGUUUUUGAGAUGAUGUGAGAAAGCCCAUUGAUCUUUACAUCGUAAGUAAAUUUCAUGGUGAAUGGGCUAAAAGAAACGACCCAAAAGGACUUGGUACGUCUGGUCCCAUUGAACCAUUGAACCUACUUACAUUAAAAGUGUGUGUUCCCAUUUUGGAGAUGUGAGGUUUUGUUCCGACUGCAGUGAAACGCUUACGAGCAGAAAUACUUCAGUUAAACUUUUAUUUUAGCAUGUAAAGCAAUCAGCACAUAUGUUUAGAUGAGUAACCUGGAUUGACUGUUUGAAAGCAGCUGUUGUUCCAGUGACCUAGAAAAAUGUGGUAUUAAUCAAAGCAACGUUAAAAAUGCAAAUGAUCCUCUUUUUUUUCAGGGAAAAGUCUUUAAUUCUUUCAGUAAAAGAUAAAACAUUGUUUUUUUUUAUCAUGUUGAGUGUAAACCACUACAAACCAUCACACUGUGAGUGACUGUUGGUGUCUCUGCAAGAGCGUUUUCUUUGGUCUAGGAACCCUGAGCAGAACCCUGAGUAGAACCCUGAGCAGAACCGCUGGGUCAUCACUGAACUCUGGUUACCUGGACUUGCAUUGUGUAAAAGCUAAUCUGACUGGUUUAUUAGGGGUUAGUGAGAUCCUGGGCCAGAACCUGGUCUUUCUGUCUCUGUGGAUUGGGAUUUUCUUUCUGUGAAAGAUUUCAUGGCCUACGCUGGGUUAAUGUGUUGGUCCGGUCUCUCAGAUCAAACUUAUGAUGCACAUCUGGACCUGUUUAAUAAACUCUCACAAUUACAAGAA